AUGGUCACCUACUCCCCAUAUCCCGACGUGGUCAUUCCCAAGACCGACCUAUGGAGCUUCCUCUUCCAGCGGGAAACCCAGUCCAUCCCAGAUUCCCAUGUUGUCCUGAUCGACGCUGCCACAGGACGGUCAUACACCUUUGCAGACGUUCGCAAAUUAAGUCUCAAAUUUGGACAGUCUCUCCAGAGAAAAUGGAACUGGAAGAAGGGAGAAGUCCUGACCGUCAUAUCACCUAACGCGGUCAACCUUCCCCCGAUCAUAUGGGGUGCGCUCUCCAUCGGAGCGACCGUUAGUCCUCUCAAUCCUAAUUUUCCGGCAAAAGAUCUGGUGCAUUACCUGAAGGACUCCGGGUCCAAGGCAGUUGUGACUCAAAAGGCACAGUAUGCGGUUGUCCUAGAGGCGGCGCAGAAGGCUGGUCUCAAUGCCGACAGGAUCAUCGUGAUCGAUGACACCAAACAAGAUAUGUGGCAGUCAGAUCCAUCCCUCGUUUCGGAUGAUGAAUUCAGACGUCCACAUAUACCGCUAAUCGUCAACCCGGAGAAAGAGGUAGCUUUUCUGGUCUACUCGUCCGGUACCACGGGACUCCCCAAGGGAGUGAUGCUGUCGCAUUACAACAUUGUGGCCAAUAUUCUCCAGGCAGAAGCAGUGGAUGAUGGCGUUCUCGGUCACCGCGACACCGCGCUUGCCUUUCUCCCAUUCUUCCACAUCAUGGGCCUCAGCUUCCUCAUCAACUAUAGCUUCUAUAUCGGCAUGUCGAGCGUAGUCAUGUCGGGCUUCGAUCUAGAACAAGUCUGUGCCGCCAUCCAGAAAUACAAAGUGACAUACGGCUACGUCGUUCCACCCGUCAUCCUUCAACUUGUGCAGAACCCCAUCGCCACAAAAUACGACCUCAGUUCCAUGCGCAUGCUCAAGUCAGCUGCUGCCCCUCUACCGCUAGAGCUCAUCAACGCUCUACGAACAAAAUUCUCCAUCUAUGUUCGUCAGGGAUACGGGAUGAGCGAAUGCUCGCCCUGCACGCACAUGCAGACAUGGCAGGAGGGCCGCGAGUUUCCCGGUGCAGUGGGUAAACUGCUCCCCAAUAUGCAGGCCAAGUACGUACCGAUCGACGGGGAGACGGUCCGUUCCGACAAGGAGGGCGAAUUGUGGGUAAAAGGGCCAAACGUGUUCCUGGGGUACCUGAACAACCCCAAGGCGACGGAGGAGUCCUUCUCCGACGGGUGGUACAAGACGGGCGAUGUUGGCUACGAAGAUGCUCACGGACACUUUAUUAUCACGGAUCGCGUGAAGGAGUUGAUCAAGUAUAACGGGUUUCAGAUCCCUCCAGCUGAACUCGAGGGGAUCUUGCUCGGUCAUCCGGCCAUUGCGGACGUGGCUGUUGUUGGCGUGCCGAGUGGGCAGGCCGGGUCGGAGCUGCCGCGGGCAUAUGUGAGGACCAAGUCCAGAGAGCUGGUGACGGAAAGGACGGCGCGGGAGAUUGUGGAGUUUGUGAAGAAGAAUGUAGUCUACUACAAGCAGUUGCGAGGGGGAGUUCAUUUCAUCGAUGAGAUUCCGAGGAAUCCGUCGGGAAAGAUCCUGAGAAGGGAGCUCAAGAAGCGGUUUGCUAGUAAGCUAUAG
Molecule: messenger RNA, 1614 nt
Organism: Aspergillus thermomutatus
Lineage: Eukaryota; Fungi; Ascomycota; Eurotiomycetes; Eurotiales; Aspergillaceae
Product: acyl--CoA ligase
Exons: 2
Coding region: 1-1614 (537 amino acids)
Biological process (GO): secondary metabolic process
Molecular function (GO): CoA-ligase activity
Source: RefSeq, a predicted model, not a curated record